AGGAGCAGGAAGAGGAGGCUGCCCAGUGCUCCCGGAAGCGGGGGAAGGGCGGUCACAUGUCCGCCCUGGCAGCCCCCUCCUACCCAGCCGGCUGAAGAGGAAGUGCCGCGCGCUCCGGGGGGAGCUUAGCUGGCGGCGCUGUGCAGGCGGUGGCGGGUCCGGGAAGGCCGCUGGCGGAGGGUGAGCCGGUGCCGGCCGGCUGCUGCCCCGGCGGGCGGAGGAGGAUGAGCGGGAUGAGGCGCGCCUGGCUGUUGUGGGCCGCUCUCUGGGCCCUGCUGCUCCCGCGGGUAAAUGCACAGGAGGGAAUCCUGCACGCUUCUGGAAAUGGGAUACCCCCAUUAACAAAGGAUUACUGCAUAAGUUACAAUCCUUCAUGGGUAUCUCUUCCAAAUACCCUGGAUAACAUUGCUUCCAGUAGUUUGGAGAACUUGACCUCCAAAGUGUUCUGCAGUAAUUCUGAAGUUCCUUCUACUCUUGUAAUAAAGGACAAGGCAGUUGUAGUGAUGAGGGGAAACUGCACAUUUGUGGAUAAAGCGAGAACUGCUCAAAGUCAUGGUGCUAAAAUACUGCUGAUUGCCAGUAAAACUGGUCUAUCUUCUCUUUCAGGUAACAAGACUGAUGUACAAAAUGUAACCAUUCCAGUUGCUCUUGUAAGAUAUAAUGAUAUAAUGGAUAUGCAGCAGGCCCUUGGAGCUAGGAUUAAUGUGGCACUCUAUUCACCAUCUUUGCCAGAGUUUGACUACAGUAUGGUUGUCAUCUUUCUAAUUGCUGUGCUCACUGUGGCGCUGGGAGGCUACUGGAGUGGAGUAUCAGAGCUUGAGGAUUUAAAGGCAGUGGUAAGCCCUGAAGACAGAGAAACAAGAAGAAAGAAAGAGGAAAACGUUACUUUCACCCCUCUAACGGUUAUCAUAUUUGUGGUAAUCUGUUGUGCCAUGCUACUCUUACUUUAUUUCUUCUACAAAUGGCUAGUGUAUGUAAUAAUAUCAGUUUUCUGCUUGGCAUCUGCAAUGAGCCUGUACAACUGUCUUUCUGCACUAAUUAGAAAAAUAUCAUUUGGGCAAUGCAGGAUUUCAUGUUGCAACAAAAGUAUUGAAGUGAGACUUAUUUUUCUUGCUGGAUUCUGCAUAGCAACAGCUGUUGUUUGGGCAGUGUUUCGAAAUGAAGAUAGGUGGGCUUGGAUUUUACAAGAUAUCUUGGGAGUUGCUUUCUGCCUAAACUUUAUUAAAACACUGAAAAUGCCCAACUUUAAGUCAUGUGUGAUACUUCUAGGUCUUCUUCUUUUGUACGAUGUAUUUUUCGUCUUCAUAACUCCAUUUAUCACCAAGAAUGGAGAAAGUAUAAUGGUUGAAGUUGCAGCUGGUCCUUUUGGUAAUAGUGAAAAGAAUGAUGGAAACUUGGUGGAAGGCCCUGCUGAACGCUCAGCUCCCCAUGAGAAAUUACCAGUCGUUAUUAGGGUACCUAGACUUGAAUACUCUGCACUGACGUUAUGUGGAACGCCGUUUUCACUACUGGGUUUUGGAGACAUCAUUGUACCAGGUCUCCUGGUUGCCUACUGUCGAAGAUUUGAUAUUCAGACAAGAUCGUCUUCUGUAUAUUAUGUUUCCUGCACCAUAGCUUAUGCCGUUGGCAUGGUGUUGACUUUUGUUGUUCUGGCACUGAUGAAGAUGGGACAGCCAGCCCUUCUCUAUUUGGUACCGUGUACACUCAUUACCAGCUCACUUGUUGCCUGGAGACGCAAGGAGAUGAAGAAGUUUUGGCAAGGUAGCAGCUAUCAGGUGUUGGACUCCUCCAGGAAGCCUUUGCUACAAGAUGAUGGAACAUCUAGAUUAUACAGCGAAUGAAGAAAGCACUACGACCGCCAAUGAACAGUCUGGAGGACAAUAAUGCCGAAGACUGUGAUCUAAAAUAGUGGUGUUCAGAUUUUAUACAAAUAAACUUUAGAAAAUUGACUGAUUUAACAUUUACACUAGAGUAUUUCAUGUUCCAAAUGAAAAUUGUCUUUUUUUACACUUGCACAUAUUUUUAUGGAAAGGGUACUAUUAAUUACAUUAUAUCAAAGUGAUUAAAAUAAAUUUGCUUUUUUAACAGACAAUAUAUUUAGUAAAAUUGUGCCUUAUAUCACUUUAAAUAAAAGAAUAUUGUCUAUGCAAUUUUCUAAAUGUGUUUAUAUACAAUAUAUUUUUAUACAAGUAUAUCUUGCCCCCAUCUCCAUCGGGUAUAAAGUGACUUUCUGACUGAUAUUUGUUUAAAAUUGGUUGGCUUGCACUACUAGGAAUUAGAAGUUCCCUUCACAGGACUUCUCUCAAACUUUUGAAUGCAAAGAUUGUGUUCAUUAGAUUAUAAAAUGGUAGUGCAACUGUCUGACUGAUUUAGGUCUGUAUGUUAAACUAUAUGGCAUAAGCCAUAAAGGUGGAUAUGGUGCAACUUGCUUUCAUUUUCUGCCCCACAUUGGCCCAUCUGUCAGUCAGCAGUGAAAACAGAACUACAAUAUAUAAUAUAAACUAAAUUUAAUGCUUUGGUUUCUUUACCCAAUUGCCUAGAACUCUAAAUACAGCCCCAUAGUAGUUAACCAUGCAAACUUCCAGCUUCUUUUUUCCUAGAAUUUCUUUAAUUAGAAAAAAAAAUCUCUGGAAUUCUUGACUGCUUUGGAUUUCUGGCCUGGCAACUUGCCCUAGAACCCCAGGCCUUGAUCCUGCAUCUGUGGACUUCAGUGGGUGUAUGAUCAGUCUCCUAUAGAGGGAGAAGAAUCCUCUAGAUUUGUACCCACCCAAUCCUGAAGUUUGGAGAGGAAGUUUUAAGAGUUAUUUGUCGUUGAUACUAUACAAAAUAAGUAAAAGUAGCUGUAAUCCUUCCUAGGUUAGUUAAGGCCAAAGCAUGUCUUUAAUUUGUCACUUAAUCUUAAUUUCUGUCUUGUUUUAUUGAAAUGUUCUAAAAAAAAUUAAAAAGGAAAGUGAGCUAAAUCAUUAGUUCACAUUUAGAAGAGUUUGAUUUUGUUAACACUUGAUUUUCUUUUGGAAACUGCAAAUUGAGAAGAUACCGAGGGAUUAGGCCCAUAAUACGCUACAGCAGUUAUGCUAACACUUUUUGACCAAAGAGGCUUGCAGAAGCCUACAACUACAAACCACUGAAGUUCACCCACUGCUAAUUUCAGGUAGCCAUUUAAAUAUGAAUCUUCUUCCUUUUCUGUAAGUGAAUUAAGUUCUUACAGUAAGUGCCAGAGUGAGAUCCCUGGAAACUGCAAUUCAACAGCAGACACAACAUGAGCAACUGCAAUGCCGGCUUCCCUGUAACAUCUCACUUAAGUGAUUCAACCAUCUCACUUAAUCUCCACAGCUCAGUCAAUCAUUGACCUUUCUGUAGAGACUGACAACAAGGAUGCCAGCUGAUGGUGAUUUAGCCACUUUAUUUGGUUGUAACUGCACUGAAACUACCAUGGUCACAAAACUGCUUUCAGGUGGUGGUCGUGGUCACUUCCUACUAUCCUGAGCUAAACAUACCCAGGCUAUAUCAAGGUGAAAUGCUGUCAUAUCCCAUUAUCGAUUCUCUGAGCUAUCCAAUACCUCUUCAGUAGACUCUAGUUAUUACAGUCAAUUUCAGCCAUUGGAAAUACCUCAAUGCUUAAUAGCAUUACAGUAAAUGUUGAGGUAAUCUGAAAUCAGAUUACAAAAUUCUGUACAGAAAAAUAGGGUAAGAAGUAUUUUUUCUUCUUUAAAUUACUUUCUAUUUCUAGUGCAAACUGCUAAAUUGCUGUAAUGAAAUUUUAGCUUUGACAUGCCCAAUGUCAAUCAGAACGGAGUGGUAAUGAGGGAGAAGUACCUGAAAAUUUCAUAAGAAACUAAGAGAUCAAAACUUAGCGUUUUGCUGUACUUUCAAACUUUAAAGGCUUCAUAAACCCAUGUAAAAUUACCUUGUGUUUUUUCCCUCUGGAGGAAUCUCUAUCUGAUUUUAUGUUGUUAAACUUCCAAACUAUUUGAUAACCAAUCUAGUGUAAAUUAAGGAGCUGUUUGAUAGCUUGUUUAACAAUGUGUUCAGCAGCUUGCUGUGAGAGGUCUGUAUCGCUCAAGGCCUAAUUACUGUUCUGUGAGGUUUCACACACAUGGGAUGUAAACUAACAAUUUUUUUCUUUGAAUGCUUGUGCUUGAUUUAGGGAAAAAAUCAAUAAGAUUAAAGUUCGAUGUAUGUAAGUAGUUAGUGUCAACUACUGAAAUGUAUUGUAUGAAUAGUUCAAGAGAACGUGUAUUUUCAAUUUGUUUUAAGAAGUUUUGGUUGUUUAAUACUUGGGCUUUUUUUUUUUUUUACACUAACUAGCAUUACUUAAUAUAAAAUUGUGCUUUAACUUUUUUCAUUGAUUGAAUACUGACAACAGCCCUCUCCCGUGCAAUUUUAAAUGAUCACAUUAAGAAUGUUUUUAAUAAAUUCUUUUUAAAAGUAA
Messenger RNA from Chrysemys picta bellii (western painted turtle), 4432 nucleotides. RefSeq names its product signal peptide peptidase like 2A (gene SPPL2A). Gene Ontology annotation, cellular component: lysosomal membrane; cytoplasmic side of endoplasmic reticulum membrane; Golgi-associated vesicle membrane. The record is from RefSeq and is a predicted model, not a curated record. Gene Ontology annotation, biological process: membrane protein proteolysis. NCBI's taxonomy places the organism in Eukaryota, Metazoa, Chordata, Testudines, Emydidae. Gene Ontology annotation, molecular function: aspartic endopeptidase activity, intramembrane cleaving.